Messenger RNA from Stegostoma tigrinum, 2215 nucleotides. Its product is annotated as transmembrane protein 240. The record is from RefSeq and is a predicted model, not a curated record. The transcript is spliced from 4 exons. Bases 181 to 702 code for a protein of 173 amino acids. NCBI's taxonomy places the organism in Eukaryota, Metazoa, Chordata, Chondrichthyes, Orectolobiformes, Stegostomatidae.
GGGUGAACGGUUCAAGGGUCCGGGAGGACUGGUCCCCGCUUCUCUUUUCUACUACCACCCCCCCCCCCCGACCUCCCCCCCAACUCCCCACCACUGAGAGCAGGGGGAGAGCGGUCACCGAGUGAAGCGGUGCCCGAGGACACGCUGCCCGCAGCCAGGAGGAAGCAGAGGCUGCGAUUUAUGCUCCUCACCGCCAACACCAUGAUCUUCAUGUUGGUGGGGACGUCCAUGGUGAUGGCGAUAGCUUGCAUCGUGGAUAUGAACGCGCUGUUGGACCGAUUCCACAAUUAUAUCCUCCCGCAUUUACGGGGUGAAGACCGGGUCUGUCACUGCAACUGUGGAAGGCACCACAUUCACUAUGUAAUUCCCUACGAUGCUGAUCAGUCCGUGGUCGAUUCCUCAGAAAAUUACUUUGUGACGGACAAUGUGACAAAGCAGGAGAUUGACCUGAUGCUGGGUCUGCUGCUGGGCUUCUGUAUCAGCUGGUUCCUGGUGUGGAUGGAUGGUGUCCUUCACUGUGUUGUCAGGGCCUGGAGGACAAGCCGGCGUUACGAUAAUUCCUGGUCCUGGAUCCCAAGGUUAUGUAAUCUGAAGGACUUUAGGAGACGUUCCCACCGGCAGUAUGAGGACUCAGCGGGGAAUAUGGUGCAUAUCAAACAGAAACUAUAUCAUAAUGGGCACCCUAGCCCCCGACACCUGUAACUUUUAACUGCUGGAAAGCUGGGACUCAAAACUUGGAGCCUGUGGAGACUCCAGACUGUUUUUAAACUGGAUGAAAAGUCAACACUGCUCCCCCCGAUGAGAUGGUGGCUGUCAUAAGGCAGCUGGAGUGACCUGUACAUUUUGUAAAUACCCUGGGUUACUGCCCAAAGUGGCUGCUUCUCUGUAAUCGUUUCUUAUUUGAGUACGUAGAACAAGAGGUGCUCGGAGAUGACUCACUGGUAAUCUGGUUUUAACUUUUUUGCAAAUCACCCCAUUAUGUUAAAAUCUGCUCAUAGAUCUCCUUCCCUGCCUGUGUACACUGACCUCCCUACGUCAACCUACCAGUCUACCAGAGUCUGUGUAAUCUGGUAGAUUAAUGGGACUCCUGUCUCUUUUGAAGGCAACAUUUAAGACCCACAGUUUGUGAAUGAAAUACAAUCAACCUGAAUAAUUGCAGCCAACCCAGGAGUGUAUUGGCUCUGUGGUCACUGUAGAGUGAGAGUACUCAUGUCCAGUGUUGGUUAGAAAUUUAGUCCAAUUGACCAGUUUAGACUUUAAAAUGCCCUGGUGUUUUGUUGUGGAGGGUUCUUAGUUAUUUGGAAGUAGGUAUGUUUGGACCUGGUUUUCGGUAAUAGGAGCAGCUGAGAAAUCUUCAGGCAAGGAAUUCAAGGCCAAAAUCAGGUCCCAGACUGUAUGCUUGAGGCAAUUUAGAAUCGUGCUACUCUGUAGGAUAUUACCACAGGAUGUGUAAAGAUUCAGUAGUCUAUAGUACACUGUAAACCCACCACCAUUAAAAAUAUCAAUUCCCACGCUCCUCCUUUUAUUGAAAUUUAAUAUUGCAACAAAAGGAACUGUAAUUUGUAACUAAAAUUUGUAAUUCUUUUGUGUAGUUAAAUGUGAGGGCUGUUAAACUGCCUCUUCCAGUUAUUCCCACCCCCUCCAUUUAUCUGCUCCUCCCUAUCCUGUGCAUCUCUACACAAACCCCCUUGCACUGGAAGGUUGGUACAUGCCAUUCCCCUCCAGUCACUGCUGCUGAACAGGAGAUUUAACUGGGCAGCUGGAAUAUCUAUCCGAUGUAAAGAGCUGAAUUCUGAGGGCAGUAGGUGGAAUUGAUUAAUAAUAUAAGAGCAAUUAACUGGAAAAUGCCAUAACCUGUUGUGAGAACUGUCUAAUAACAUUGAAUUGCCCACUUUCUCUUAGGAAACUACAAUAAUUUCCUAUAUAUUUCCAGAAAGGCCAUUGCACAUAAGACCAAUGCUGUCAGCUCUCAGAUACUUGAACACUAUUCUGACUGGGAUGAGAACUCGGGUAAAGAGGGAUAUCUGAGCUGUUUCAAUACCUGCUAAUUGUUAAUUUCUUUCUCACUAGUGCUGAUUUGUUAUCUUGUGGAAAUGUGUGUGAAAUGUACACGGAUGAGGCGGGCUGAAGGCACAAAGUGUGUUUAAAAAUACAGAACAGGUGAAUGUGAAAAGUGUCAGAGGGGAAUAAAAAUUAAAAGUAAUUUUGAUGUUGA